This is a messenger RNA of Fimicolochytrium jonesii, 2292 nucleotides long. RefSeq names its product nucleoside phosphatase family-domain-containing protein. Bases 206 to 1798 code for a protein of 530 amino acids. The transcript has a single exon. Lineage: Eukaryota; Fungi; Chytridiomycota; Chytridiomycetes; Spizellomycetales; Powellomycetaceae. Gene Ontology annotation, cellular component: membrane; Golgi apparatus. Gene Ontology annotation, molecular function: GDP phosphatase activity; UDP phosphatase activity. The record is from RefSeq and is a predicted model, not a curated record. Gene Ontology annotation, biological process: protein N-linked glycosylation; nucleoside diphosphate catabolic process.
ACUUUGAACACAGACUUGAACGACUCCAAAAAGGCAUUCAACCAAGCACCCAAUUUACUUACCCAGCGCCGCAGUUCCGUCCACUCUCUGAGGAGCUCUGAGGUGCUAUUGCGACAGCGGGGUAGUCCUGUAGAUACCCGCCGUAGAGACCAACUUGUCCUAGAUCCAGAAGGACCACCAAGCAGGACUACUUCUAGUAAACGCCAUGGUUUUCACUUCGCAGGGUGACGGGCAGCCACAUUCGCGGAGUAGACACUCCCACGACUAUACGGCUCUCCCGCACCAUAGUAAACACAGGGAUGGAUCGUCGAAGUUCCUGAAGCGGCCGCCACGCGUAUGCGGCUUGUCCGUACCAAGAGCCUUCUUGUGCGGAGUGUUGUUCUCCAUAGGAGGCUAUCUCAUAUUGCAGGCUUUUGUGAAAGGCGGAGGGCUACAUAACAUAUCCUCCUCGUUUUCGAAAGCGAGCUCUGCCUUGAAUGGAUGCCCGAAUCCCGAACCCGACCGGCCACCAAUUCAGUACGCCCUUGUUAUGGACGCGGGAUCUACGGGCUCGCGCCUUCACGUUUACCGGUUCAACCACUGCCACGGGCCAUCGCCAGCAUUGGAAGACGAAGUUUUCGAGCAGUUAAAGCCAGGAUUAAGUUCUGACAAAUUCAAAACGCCCGAGGAAGCGGCAAACUCGCUUGAUCCAUUGUUGGAGGUGGCAUUGAAGAGCGUUCCCGAACGUCUCCGUGCUUGCACCCCGGUUACGUUAAAGGCUACUGCUGGUUUGCGGAUGCUGAAGGACGGCAAAGGUGAUAUGAUCCUCGACGCUGUGCGUCGAAAGCUGGAGAAAGAGUCGCCCUUUGCCCUCGUUGAAAAUGGGGUUACCAUCAUGGCGGGCAAGGACGAAGGUGUUUACGCGUGGAUUACCGUAAACUAUCUCCUGAAAAGGCUUGGCCAGAAGGAAAAACUGCCGACCGCCGCAAUCAUGGACCUCGGCGGUGGAUCCACACAAAUCGUGUUUGAGCCUGACGCGAAAACCCCGAUGGAACCUGGAGAUCACAAGUACGAGCUGAAGAUGGGCCCACACAAGUACAUCCUGUAUCAACACUCGUAUGACGGGUAUGGGUUGAUGCAGGGGCGCCAUCGUGUCAAGCAGGCAGGAGUGGCUAGCAAGAAAUGGCCAUGCUACGCGAUUGGGCAUAAAGACGAAUAUCUUGACGAUGCGGGAACUAUCCAUACCAUUGAAGGGUCGGGGACCGAUCAUGAUGCAUGUGCCGCAUUCAUUCGCACGAAACUAUUCGAUAAGGCAACUUGCCCUGCGCCGAAAACUUCUACAUCACCGCCCUCGUGUUCGUUCAACGGUGUCUACCAGCCGUCCCUGGCGGCCAGCUUCGCCGACAACGAUAUUUACGCCUUCUCGUACUUUUUCGACAAAUUCGCUGAACCGUUUGGUCUCGAAACGUCGGAAAAAGGAUUCUCGGUCGGUGAGCUGCGCGCAGCGGCCGAGAAAGUAUGCUCGGGCAAGCUGACACCACAAGAUCUCGCGAAACUCACAGCCGAUGGCACACUUCCCAAGCAAAUUGUCGAACUCUUCAGCGACCCUGAAUGGUGCACCGAUCUCGGCUUUAUGUACGGCCUGUUGAGCGUGGGAUACGAUAUUCCAGAUCAGCGCAUCCUCAAAACAGCAAAGAAGAUCAAUGGAGUGGAAACGGGAUGGGCGCUAGGUGCCGCUUUGGAUGUGGUCGAUGGAUGGGGAACAAAGAAUGGGAAGGGAAAAUGUGCUGCACCCGCAGUUAAGGAGAUCACCCGUUGAGGAUUGGGAAACUUUAAUGAUAUUCCUCGCUAUCAGAAGUCGGACAGAUAGACAGUAUGACUUGCGCAUGGCUGACCUCCUCAUAUGUCAAUAGUAUGGCUUUUUGAUUGGGGCUUGCGAUCUCGCCACGAAUGUUCUCUCGUCUACGCGGCUCUCAACCACAUUGAGUGUACUGUAUGAGAUGCGUGUCGGUCGACUCGACAAGACUCCUUACAUAUCUAUUGUAUAUGUAGCUCAGUGGUGGUGGGGAACACGCUGUUGCACGCGAAUAAUAUCGUUAUGCAGAAAAUUCCUUCUUUACACCGGAUGUUCCCACGCAAGGAAAAUGAUCAAGUCACGUUGACCGUCUUUCAACCCGCUUAUUGAGAAGUUGUUCAUCGAGCUUCGCGGCACACGUACGCCCAGUGAAUUCGCUCCAUCAGCCCCCCGCCAGAGCCACCGGCAGUCCAUCAUCUCAACCUGGUGCAUAAUAAGGCAGCGACUGGGGAGCGAAG